CCCUUCAUUGGAUAUAGAAAGGAAAGAAUACACCUAGAGUGCAAACACCACCUCUUCGAGUAUUCGGUGGAAAUAUAGAGUCACUCAGCUAGUGAACGAGUCACCAUCGUCACCAUCGUCACCAUGAAGCUUGUACUAUCCACUUCCAACAUUAUGUCCGGGGGACCCUCAGUGAUGCGGCGCCCCUUCUUCGAGAAGUCGAAUACAGAACUCACCUCGUCGUUGCGCGCAAAUUUCACAAACCAGCAAUCCUCACCCACACCAUCUGGCACCAGCUACAAGUCGUGGACAACGCAAGCAGACGGCAGCCUCUACAUACCCACCCACGAACCGUCACCUCUUACCGAGCCUCGCGAAUCCUACGAUAUCACCGUCAAGCUGUUCUACCUGCCCAACAUACCCGCCGACCGCCGAUGCGCCCAGACAAGAGAAGCAAUCGAAUUAGUCCUGAAGGAGCUGGGCAGCAAGUCAAUAGAUCUCCUCAUAGUUAGCUUCCCAGGGAUAUCAUUCGACGCAGACGACGAAGAUUCGGACCUGGAAGACCCACCGUCUGCCCCACAAUCAACCUCAGAAGGCUGCGACGAAUCUGAAGUGCCGCCGGAGGACAUUGAGACCAUGGCUGCAACAUGGAAGACACUAGAGAAACUACACAGCGAGGGUCUGGUGUCGAAGCUGGGUAUUGCUGAGUUCGGUGUUGCACGACUGCAGAAGUUCCUGGAGCACACGACUGUCAAGCCGAGCGUCAACCAGAUCAACGUCCGCGAUUGUUGCGUCGUGCCGAAGCCACUCAUCCUGUACGCAAAGCAGCAACAAAUCGAACUUCUUACACACAACGACUGUACAAACAUCCUGCCACGAGGCACGUUACGGCAAAUAUUGGGGUCGGGCAAGAACGGAUCAGGGGUGUUGGCAGGCGAGUCGAACAAAGAUGGCCUCGAGGGUGAUGUGGCACCGCAGUGGGUCGUCAAAUACACUGCGGUGGUCAAGGACAGAGGUGUGGUGGAGAACAAGGGCUACUUCGCGGUCGCAGAACUACGAGACGAGUGAAAACAGCAACAAAUGAAACCCUUAUUUCUUUCACCACCCGAAAAGUCCCGCUCGGGGACGAACUGCAGACUCCAAUGAAUGAUCCAGCAGUGAAAAUCGCCAUAGGUGCGGUCCUGAUGAUUGGCUACGGAUGGUUUAGCGUUCGUCAUGGAGGUCCCCCAACCAUGGUUGAAGACUACAAAAUAUUGCUGCCUGGAUAAAGUCUUCGCAAACU
Molecule: messenger RNA, 1261 nt
Organism: Macroventuria anomochaeta
Lineage: Eukaryota; Fungi; Ascomycota; Dothideomycetes; Pleosporales; Didymellaceae
Exons: 2
Coding region: 124-1047 (307 amino acids)
Biological process (GO): glutathione biosynthetic process
Cellular component (GO): glutamate-cysteine ligase complex
Molecular function (GO): glutamate-cysteine ligase catalytic subunit binding; enzyme regulator activity
Source: RefSeq, a predicted model, not a curated record